Molecule: messenger RNA, 4605 nt
Organism: Peronospora belbahrii
Lineage: Eukaryota; Oomycota; Peronosporomycetes; Peronosporales; Peronosporaceae
Source: the annotation of a GenBank genome assembly
AUGGAAGGCAGCAGUGGUAAUAGUAGUGGUAGUGAUGGUAAUAAUGGUCAUGAUACAACUACUGUUCAUGGCCAUGAUACAAGAACUAUUCAUGGUCAUGAUGUCGCGGUAUUAAGUGCUACUUGUUUAAAUCAAGAACAAUUAGUCCAUGAAUUAGAAAGUAAAUAUCUAAAUCUAAAGACUGAAUAUUCCUUCCUAGAGAAAGAACACGAGGUUUUAACAAGAGAGAAGAAACAUAUUGUGGCACAAUAUGAACACAUGACUCAAGUUGUAGUAGAGAGAGAAGAAGAGACACGAGGAUUGAAGCAACAAUUGGUACAAGUGACAACAGAGAAGGACGCACUGACAUUGAAAUGCCAGACAGCCACGUCAUUAGCUGAACGUCGACUCUUAGAGGUAGAAGAGUUACAGACGACAGUUCGAGAAAACAAUCAGAGACUGAUAGAGGCACAACGUCAAGAGAUGGAGGCAUUAGAGCGUGCAGCAAAGCAAGAAGCACAGGUCGCACUAUUGACACACGCAAUUUCGAGAGCUAAGAAAGAGACGGAAGCAGCACAGCAACAUUCACAAUGGCUAGAGACACAACUUUAUGAGAAAACCAAGACAGUGCAGGAGCUUCGACAGGAGCUUGCAAAGCACAUACACGACUUGGAGGAGCUGAAGAUUCGUAGUACGGAAGAACUGACAUCGGGAAAACGACAACUUGCGAGUGCACGAUUGGCUACGAAGAAGAUGGAAGCUGCGUUGAUUAAGAGUAAGGAGGCAAUGAAGGAAUUGCAGGCCUCCAAGGUACAUGAUGAAGAGGCGCUGCUGAAUGAGCUGAAUGCACAGCGUCGACUCGCGACGUUGUACCAGGAAUCAGCGACCGAUGCCUCUGCUCGCGUUACGGAACUGCAGGCGUUAUGUGAUUCGUUGCGCAAAUCACUGUCAGAUUCGGAACAAGCACUGGCUCGUGAGACAGAACGUACGAAAGAGCAGGUUGAGCAUUUGUUCCGUGAACAAGCUGAGGCUUCAGAAGCUCGCAUUCAGGCAUUACAGGACGAUCUAGAAAACGCGGAGCAAAAAGUCAAAGAGCUCGAAAAGAAAAAGAUAUUUUCAAUGCAAACAGUCAGUGCUGUGGCUGAACUAUCCUCAAGUGCGGGCGAAGCUCAUUUGGCAGCCCACGGUUUGACACCUAAGAAAAUGUACGAUCAGAUUGUCGAGCUAGAAGAGAUGCUCCAAGCGGAGCGCAACGAAAAGGAUAAACUGCAGCUCUACAUGGAUCGAAUUGUCAAGGAAGUACAAGAAAAGGCACCGAUUCUUAUGGGUUUGCGGCUGGAGCACGAGCGCACUGUUGCCAGUCACACACAAGUAAGCGAACGGCUGGAACAGUGCAUGCAAGAGCUGGCAAAGAGCAAAAACAACGAGCAGCAUGCAUGGAAAGAGAAGAUUGCGUUUGAGAAGAAAUGCAAGUCGCUUGGUCAGAGCGUGGACGAUCUGUCACGUCAAGUGCAGCACUUGCUCUUCCGCUCACAGGAUUCAAAUGGACAAUUGGGUAACUUUGGAUCAGGCGACGUUGGGUCCGAGAAUUUGGUGGUUUUUAAAAAUGUAGAGGAGCUACAGGUGCGAAACCAACAGUUGUUGACGGUCAUUCGCGAGCUCACUGAGAUGAACAAAUCUACGACAGGUGAAAAAAUGAGUAAUACUUUGAGUGAUGCCAAGUCUGUGAGUUCGACGGCACAUUUGAUUAUUUCUGGUGACUCGGACGAUGAAUUAGACCAAAUUGGUGCCUCCAACGCGAUUAAGAAGCGCUUGUUGAUGGCUCAUAAAGAGAUUCAGGAACUGCGUACUGAACGAGAACAGGAACGCGAGAUGAUCACAGCUAUCGUGAAACAGCGUGAUAUGUACCGUGUGUUGCUGGCUCAGUCUGAUACCAAAUUCCUGCAAGACGGCGCUGCAUCUAGCAGCAAUGGCGGUCAAACAAGUUCUGCUCUAGUAACGAGACCUCACAACGAUCACGGCUCACUUGACCUCGUCGAGAGCAGAAAACUCCGAGAGAUGCAGAUGGAGUUUGACAAUUACAAAAUUGAUAAGCAAGCUAAUUUCAAACUGCUGCAGGAAACUCUUGACCAAGAACGCGUCAAGGUUUCGGCGUCAAGGUUAGCGCAGAUGCAAGCGCAGGUGGAAGCUACAUGCAACAAAGAGCGUUUUGAAGCAUCGGAGGAGCGAUGCGCCAACGCAGAGAAGGAGCUAGUACGUUUGCGGUCCAAGUCGGAUCACUUGAGCUCACUGAUUCUGCAGCAUCAGCAAGUGCUGGCAAGUACUGAGGCCAAGUUAGAAACUGCAACGUCGCGUCUGCAAGGUCUCACUAUCGAAAAAGACUCGGCUGUCCGCGAGGCGAGUUUCUUGCGCAAGAAUGAGGAAAAAAUACAGCAGGAGCUGACCACUUUGCGGCUUGACAACACGAAUUUGCUCAAGCUUAUGGAGUCGACACGUCGCAUGGAGAGCGGUCGUGAGGAGCGUGACCGCCGGGAGGUGGAGAUUUUAACGAAGAAAGUGACUAUCCUUGAGAUGAAGCUGCACGAUGCGUACGAAAAGGUUGAUGUGAAGGAAGUUACAUGUGGAGCACAAGUUUUGACUGCUGAGAGAGAGAAACAGGCAGCAGCUGCAGAGUUGGCAAAACUUAAGGAGACACAUGGAAAACUAAAGGAACAGCAUGGACGGCUUGAAGAGCAGAAAAAAGCUCUGGAAGAGAAAUCAAUUUUGCUUGAAAAGGAAACCACGCAUUUGCGUGAGCAGCUACGAAAAGGAGCAGGUGCCGCAGCAUCUGAACGAGUAGCAGCGCUGGAGGUCCAACUUCGUGAUGCUGAGCGCACAGUGCAAGCAUCCUUGGUUUCGAGGAAGACGCUAACUGAAAGCGUGACAAAGUACAAGGCUUUGGCUGAAGCCAGCGAGAAGAGUUUGGCCGAACUGUCUAGCGCUAGUGAGAAAUGGAAGCAGACGGAGGCGGAGAAGGUGCAGGCGCUCGAGAAAAGUCGCAACUACUUAAGUGAGGAGCUGGCGAAGGUCCGCGUAGAGCUGAAGGAGCAUAUUACCGAGAACAAGAGUUUGCGUGAAGAGAUGGAUCAAGCUGAAAAGACACACAAGCAGUCGAUUCUCGAAACGACGGAAAAACAGAAAAUGUUGCAGUUUCAAGCAGAGAGUCAGGUGCAACAGAUGAAUAGCAUGCGCGAUGAAAUGACAAAAAUGAAACAUGAGUUGGAAUCGACACAGGAAAAUUAUGAGCGCGAAUUGCAGCUUCACGCAGCCGAAGUAUCCAAGUCGUCGACAUCUCGUCGAGAAAUGGAGCAACUUCGACAGACUGUAGGUGAAUACGAGACUGAGAUUGAAGCGUUGAAGGCGAAGCUGCUGGCAGUUGAGCAGGAGGCGCAACUUCAAUUAGAUACGUUUCAGAAGCGCCUUGACGAAGCGGUUAACGCUAAAAAUGCUGUCGUCGAACAGAACAAGUUGUUGCACUCCCAGCUUGAGCGCGCGGCGACUCAGGUACGUCGUGCGCACGAGCAAGAAAUGCUGAAGGUGGUAGACACACCACUGUCUGUGUCAAACCAGGAAGCUGGUGAAGGGGCUGCUUCAUCAUACACGUACGAAAAAGAAAUCGAUGAUCUCCGGAGUGUUGUAGCGUACUUGCGACGGGAAAGCGAGAUUACUGAAUCAAAGCUCGAGUUGUCCCAGCAAGAAGUCCAACGUGGCCGCGCCCAAAUCUUCAGCUUAGAAUCUAUGAUCGAACGACUUCGUGGUGAAAUUAAGACGUUAACUGAUGCAGCAAGUGGAGUUGGCAAGCAGACUAUAACGACUUCAGCUGCAGAUGAGAAGCGCGUUGCCCAAUUGGAACAGUUGAGCCUAUUGCGCGAGAGUAAUGCGACCUUGCGCGAUGAGAACCAAAAGAGUUUGGCAAAGCUUACGGCAGAGGAGACGAAGGUGAGGAGCCUUGAGGCUAAGCUUGUGCCUUUGCAGAACGCUGAGACAGCUUUAAAGAUCCAAGUGGCGUCGUUGAAGCAGGAAGUUGAAACACUCAAUGAUGCGAACAAACGCUGGAAGCAGCGAGUGGAUCAGCUUGUUGAGAAGUAUCAGCAGAUUGAUCCGGCUGAACACGAUAAGGUUGUUGCUGAGAAAGAAGCUCUGACGAAAGAGCUUACGGAAUUGAAGGCCGAGCGAAAUGUUUUGAACAACGAGCUAGAGACCCUACGUUCUAGUGGUGGUAAGGAGCUGGAAGAAGAAAAGAAAAAGGUUGAAAACUGGAGCAAGCAGUAUGAACGAAUCAAGGGCUUUGCAAAGAACUGGAAGAACAAAGCCGAGGCUUUGACCAAGCAACUUGCGGAAAAGAACAAGGAAACAGAUGAUGGCACAAGCACUAUUUCCACACUGGAGGCCAAGCUCCGAUCUGUUCAAGCACAAAUUAACACUGUCACGGCUGAAAAGGCUGCUUUGGAAGCAAAGUUGUCAGCGUGCGAGGCGGCUAAACAGGAUAGUGCUACAGCUGCUAGUAGUGCGAACGCGUCGUGGGAGAAGGAGCGUCAAACCUUGAGAGCUCAGUUGGAUCUUGAAACCAAAAAAGUUCGCAAUUGA